Messenger RNA from Phaeoacremonium minimum UCRPA7, 1224 nucleotides. RefSeq names its product putative variant sh3 domain-containing protein. The record is from RefSeq and is a predicted model, not a curated record. NCBI's taxonomy places the organism in Eukaryota, Fungi, Ascomycota, Sordariomycetes, Togniniales, Togniniaceae. The coding region runs from base 1 to 1224 and encodes 407 amino acids. The transcript is spliced from 2 exons.
AUGCCUCAUCAGCACCACCGCUUCCACGGUAUCGUGCGAGCGCGCGACGAUGACUCGCCCUGGGCCCAAUUCACCAAAGGCGCCGCCAGCGCAUGGAACGAGGUCAACCCUUUUCAAAAAGAGCAGUCAACUAUUUACAAGACCGUCUACACGACACAGACACCUGAGGGCUGGGACGGGAAAGGCGGCUUGACGACGUUGUCACCCGGUGCGGGUAGCCGGCAGGAGAACACUGCGGCCGUGCAGAACGCCGCGACGACGACUUCAUCGUCCAGCACGCAUACGACGAAGAAAUCUACGACUGCGACUGCGGCGAGCACGAGCGCAUCCGACAUCCUGGUGCAGGAUACAUCGCUUCCAGCAUCUAUCAUCCCCACGUCUGCCAGCAGUGUUGACUCGGCGAUUGUUAUUGCUACCAACACUCCUACGCCGGUUGGCCAAACCGCGCAGUCUACAACAGCGAGCGCAACUCCUACGACAUCUGCAAAAGCACAGGAAAGCAGUGGAGACAAUACUGCAGCCAAAGCUGGCAUUGUUAUCGGCGUUCUUGCUGGUGUCUUUGUAGUAGCGGCUAUUGUCUAUUUCUUGUUCAGCCGCCGGCGCAAGCAAAUCGAGAAGCAACGUCUUGCGGAUGAUGAGAAAGUCAACGGACCAUUCGGUGACCAUGCUGCAAUCCCGACAACGCCGUCUCGAGCGCCUCGCCUCAGUCUUCGUCCUGUCACUCAGUUCCUGCCCAAUCUCAACCCACACCCUCACCCCGACAGGAGGGCAAGCAGGGGGGCUGCUAUUGCCAUGGUUGCCAGCCCGAACAGUAGUCGUGCGCCUGGUCAGAGUGCAUGGGAGCGUCCUCUGCCGCCCGUCAAUGCGAAUCCUGCGAAUCCCUUCAGUGAUAAUGCCGAGCGUCUGCACACUGCCAUUCCCGAAGAGCCGUCUACGCCGCUAGAUAGCCACUCGGCCGGUAAUGUAGGUGUUGCGAACACAACUUACUCACCGCCAGGGGUCUCUCCUAUCUCGGCCGUUGCUGGGGCAGGCGCUGUCGCUGGCGUCGUCGCCGGCGCUGGUGCAGUAUCUGGUCUCACGCGAAAGCAAUCUGUUCGGAAGGAUGUUCCCAAGCCGCUUGAUCUGACGCUGCCUCCUCCACUGUCUGCUGUUCCACCCAGUCCUGCUGGAACUGAGUUCAGCCGGGUGGCCCUCAAACUUCCGCUGUUCACCGCGUACAGCUAG